Molecule: messenger RNA, 5166 nt
Organism: Myxocyprinus asiaticus (Chinese sucker)
Lineage: Eukaryota; Metazoa; Chordata; Actinopteri; Cypriniformes; Catostomidae
Product: E3 ubiquitin-protein ligase RNF19B-like
Exons: 11
Coding region: 532-2355 (607 amino acids)
Biological process (GO): positive regulation of proteasomal ubiquitin-dependent protein catabolic process; ubiquitin-dependent protein catabolic process; protein polyubiquitination
Cellular component (GO): cytoplasm; ubiquitin ligase complex
Molecular function (GO): zinc ion binding; ubiquitin protein ligase activity; ubiquitin conjugating enzyme binding
Source: RefSeq, a predicted model, not a curated record
CGGACCACCACAGGGUCCAGAAAAACGCUCAAAGAUAAGCAAAUAAGCGACGUUUUACAGCAGUGGGAGGAGCCACAGGAGCCUGUGCGCCCUCGUAUGCUCAGUGGGAGGAGCCAGGCGAUGGCGCUGAGCUGCAAUAAGAUAACGCACUGAGCAGAGGCGGGACUUCCUUUCUACAUCCAUUGACCAUUGGGCACUUGAGCUUCUUGGCUGGGCGUUCCAAUUUCUCCCAUUAAUUUAAAUAGAAGUGGCCCAUCUCUGCUAAAUAAUCUCUGUGCUGAAAAUCUGUGUGAUGCAUUUGGAUAACUGAAGGAAAAAUACAUGUAGAGCAAGCCUUAUGUUUAAGUGAGAAGAAAACAAUGACCUUCAUGAGGAAACGCUGUUGUGGACGACUUUCUAACUUCCUCACAAUGGUCUCUUUACCAAUAUUCACUGUCAGACCAUAAAGGAACAGACCCACUUUCAGAGACACUCAAACAAACAGGCCUGCCUCACUUAUGCUGUUUUGGCUAGACUGUUCAGCUCCAUACAAUGAAGAGACCCAAGCAACAGUCGCAGUCCCUCAGUUUUCUCAGCUUCUUCAGCCGAAAGCCCAAAUCUGAGCCCAAGAUUGAAAAGCCCUCUGGGAAUUUGAACAAGGAAGAGGUUGCCAUCACUCUCACACCCAAUGAGCAUGAGCAUGUGGAACAAGCUCCAAUUGAAGGAGGUGGCAUUGGAGAGGCUGGAGGAGAUCCUGGGAAAGGUGAAGGAGGUGGAGUGGGAGACGGUGAACGAGGUGCAGAGUGUGGCAGCACGGGAUCAAUGGGAGUACUGUCUUUGUCCUCCUCCAGUCAGGAGCAGCUGCUGGAGCACCUGGUGGAAUGCCCACUUUGCCUCCUGAGUCAACCACGCGGCCUCUUCCCCCGCCUGUCAUCCUGCCAGCACCGUGCAUGCACGGACUGUUUGCGCCAAUACCUACGCAUCGAGAUCUCUGAGAGCCGUGUGGGUAUUGCCUGCCCGCAGUGCCCUGAAGUGUUGGCACUGCCUGACGUCCGUGCCAUUCUGGAUGACGGUGCACUGCUGGAAAGGUUUGAAGAGUUCCAGCUGCGCCGUUUUCUGGCUGCUGACCCAGACACUCGCUGGUGCCCGGCACCAGACUGCAGCUAUGCAGUGAUAGCUUAUGGCUGUGCAGAGUGCCCCAAGCUAAGUUGUCGUCGGGAAGGUUGUGAUACUGAGUUUUGCUACCACUGCCGCCAGCUGUGGCACCCAGACCAGACCUGUGACCAAGCCAGACGUCAGCGAGCUCGCUACACGUCAGGGGCCAAUGAUGUUUCCACACUCUACGUGUUCAACGAGGAACCUGGUGAUGCAGAGGAGAUCAAGCCCUGUCCGCGCUGUGGUGCCUACAUCAUGAAGACUAAUGAUGGCAGCUGCAACAGAAUGAACUGUACAGUGUGUGCUUGUCAGUUCUGUUGGCUGUGUAUGCAGGAGAUAACGGACGUGCACUACCUCAGCCCCUCCGGCUGCACUUUUUGGGGAAAGAAGCCAUGGUCACAGACACGAAAGGUUUUGUGGCAGGUUGGCAUGCUGCUUGGGGCUCCGGUGGUGAUCUCACUCAUAGUGGGCAUUGCAAUACCCGUCAUCAUUGUGGGCAUCCCAAUUUAUAUGGGCCGCAAGGUCCACGGCCGCUGUAAGAAAAACAAUAUCUCAGGAAGUAAGCAUUAUUUGACAGUGGCGAGCGGAGUCAUGAUGUCUGUUUUUGUGUCUCCAGUCAUAGCAGCCAUUACUGUGGGGGUUGGAGUGCCUCUUAUGUUGACCUACGUCUACGGGGUAGUGCCCAUGUCAUUGUGCCGGAAUGGCUGGUGCAGGCCACAAACUGAACCUCUGGAAACACAGAAUAUACAGCUGGAAGAUCUGGCCAAUUAUCUUCUAUUUUCUCAUGUAGUCAGUGACCACUGGACCGGCCAGCCCAAUCCAGCUCUAACUGAUGGAAGUGUACAGGAAGUAAGUGUGAAUGUGGAGGAAGUGAUGCCGCUUCCAAGCACCAGUGUGUUCCAUUCAGGAGCAGAAGGCUGCAAUGAACCGCCUACUGAUAGACAUAUUGACAGCACUGAGCAGGAUGUCCAGUCAGACGAAGUGGAUGUAGUAGAGGAGUGUGCCUUCAGUAGCACACAAACAUUUGCUCUGAGCAAGGAUGGGACCAAUAUUGAGGUCCAGGUGGAGAUUGAGGCCCAGCCACAUGGUGGGCGGAAGCCGAGUCUCAGCAGUAUUGUGUCUAGUAAGAGCAUUUCCUCAGAAUCACUCAGCCAGACCUGUGAGCCUCUGUGUGCCUCUCAACAGACAGGGAGCACAGCUCCCGAAAUCGACAGCGUCUGAACGACUCCUCGGAAACAACUGCUUCCACCGCCCACCAACACUCCCACCAGCGGAGAGUCAGCAUCAUGGAAACCAGAGAGAGAUAGAGUGUAAACAAAAAGAAAGAUGAAGAAAAGACAGAAAAGAGAAAAUGGAGAUGAAAGUCCAGGGCAGCUGCCAAAAUACCGGGAUUAAAGACGAUAAUAGUAACUGAAAUGACCAAGCGUAUGUUUGUCAGCAAGUUUGAGGGGUGCUCAGCAGUUUUUUACUAUGUUCUAUUGAAAACAUUGCUUAUUUGGAUGCUGAUCGGUUUCAUUUAUUUGAUUAGCUCUUCUCUAGCUCUUCGUUGCUAUACUCUUUUAUUUAAUGACCAUAUGGUUUAAGUCCCCUGACUGAAAUCGAAGAAGGAAAAAAAGAAAAAGUAUUAAGCUACGGAUUAAAAGCAUGGUUUGUUCUGCAAGGGUUGGUACUGUUGCCUGAUGUGGCAUGUGACUGCUAACAUGGUGAAAUGCAGUGCCUCUGUCUGAAGAUUAGUGUGGCUGCAGGCUAAUGCUAACAGGGACUUGGUAAUGGGCCUUUACUCACUGUAUUUAUUCAUUUGAAUUAAGUUUUUACAUAACAUGUAUUGUUGUCUCAUUUUCACGAAGGAGUGGCGGAAUCUGCCUGAUUUAGGUCUAGAUUUAGCCCCAAGCCUCAUUCUGUUGCUAUUACAGUAUGUCCUGACUCUUGAGUAUGAUAAUCUUAGGUCAAAGUUUGUGAUCUUAGGGAAAAGUAAACAUUGUUAAGACUGUGAUUUUGAGUGUUGCUUAGAAAACUGAUAAAACAAUAACCAAAAUGUAAAAUUGCUCUAAAUCAGUGGUUCUCAACUGGUGUGUUGCAGGUCUGUUGGAAAACGAUGCUAAAUGCCAAUAAUAAUAAUGCAAAUAAGCAUAUUAUUGUUUGUGGUUAUGAUUGAAAAAAUACAGUACGUAGGCUAAUCAACUUUUAAAAAAGGAGGAUAAAAUGUUUCCCAUAUCUUUUGUUAUUGACAUCAAAGGCAGUCUGUCCAAUCAAACUCUUACUUGUCACUUAGAAGCUAUAGACAAAUUAGGUAGAUGCACAAAACUAUGCGAAGCAAAAUAAAAUUUCAGUUGUGGCCAGGAUAAACAUGACAAUGUGUUUUGAAUGGGUAAUUAUUGUAUGGUUAAAUAUGUCAAUCCAAUGAAUCAGUUAAUUUGUAUACUUGAUGUCCAGUAUAAAAUCUGGGUCCUGAUGCAUAACCUGUUGAGAACCACUGCUCUAAAUGAUAUUGUUUUUCUCUUAAACCACAAACUGUUCACUUAUUUCGGCUGUAACAACAUUUGUUUUUCCUACUGUUUUUGAGUACUUGAUGAAUUAAGAGUUUUAAAAACCCAUCAUCUACAUAGAGCACCUUAUUACCUUGGCUGCUGGGGCUGUAGCCAAUAUCUACAGUAAAUUGAUUGUUUGUUUGCUUGCAAAGUAAUAGAUUGUAGGCUACUGGUAGUACUCCAGAAUCAGCAUUUGUAUAAUAUCCACAGUUUUCCUGACUAACCACUGGGCGCCGCCAUGGUGAUUCUAAUUGCUGCUGGAGUGUUUAUUGGUUCUGGUCUCCAUGAGAAGCAAGAUAAAAAUGACCAAAAAGAGCGUUCCAGACAGAGAACAACAAAAAUGUUAUGUUAGUUGGAGAAAAAAUUAGUUCAGGCUCAACUUGUGCAUUUGUUGACAGUCAUAAUAACUUGAAGUAGUUUAUGAUAUCAGUGUAACUCACCUCAGUGUAUAUAGUCUGUAAAACACAAACAAAGAUUUUUUAAAGAAUAUUUCAGCUGUUUUGGUCCUAUUCAUAUUGCUUCUGAAUACAUAGAUUUAACCACUGGAGUCGUAUGGAUUACUUUUAUGCUGCCUUUAUAUCCUUUUUGGACUUUCUGAGUUCUGGUCACCAUUCACUUGAAUUGUUUGGAUCCACAGAGCUGAGAUAUUCUUCUAAAAAUCUUUGUGUUCUGCAGAAGAAAGAAAGUCAUACACAUCUGGUAUGGCAUGACGGUGAGUAAAUGAUGACGAAUUUUCAUUUUUCAAUUAACUAUUCCUUAAACUUGCUUGACGGAUGAGGCACUGUCAAAAAAUGAUUACUUCUCUCUGAAGUAUCAGCACUAUGGUGCCACAUGAUUUAAAUUUUUUUUUUUUUUUUUUUUUUUUUUUUUUUUUUUUUACACAGUUAUACGCUAAACAUCACAUUAUCUGAUAAGAAUAUAUAGUGCACUUUUGCAUGAAAAACACUGGAGACUGGAAACUGAAAACAGGUGUCCGUUAAGGCCACUUCUGCAUUCAGGAAAAAGGUGGAUAUAGACUUUUUUUUUUUGGAUACAUGGCAUAAAAGGAGAAACCAGAAUGCCAGUUUAGGCCUCUUUCCCACUGUCCCACUCAUUGAAAUUGACUAGGCAGACUGACCCUGAAGUUCACAAUGAAAAUACCUCCAGGAGUUUCCAAAGCUGAUCUUACAUUGCAGAUUAGGAACAAAGAAAGUUUCAGUAAAUCAGUUUUUAUGAUCAUUUUUUUUUUAAUAUAUAUUAAACCCAUGAUACAAAAUGUCCUAUAUUGUGUGCUGAUUUUAACAGGGUACUUGGAAAGAUUUUGAUUUUGCUUUCUUAAACCUAUAAAAAAAGAAAAUACAUAUUAUAUACUGUGUGUGGGUGUGUGUGUGUAUAUAUAUAUAUAUAUAUACAGUGGUGGCCAAAAAUAUUGGCACCCUUGGUAAAAAUGAGCAAAGAAGGCAGUGAAAAAAAAAACCUUAAGAUAUUUCAUUAAAAACAUUCACAAAAAUAUAACCUUUAAUUG